UAUAGCAAUACAGUAUCAUUGAGCUGAAGUGCUGAACUAGAAGGUUCGUCAACUUUCUAUAUCUGGGAGCUUAAACUAAUACUAGCACUGCACUUUUUUUUAUUUUUGAAGUAAAAUUUGUGAACCUUAAACUCACACAAUUUCAGCUUAGCAAAUGUGAGUAGCACUAGCAAAUUUCAAGCUAAAUCAAAUUAUAAGUUGCAAGCUAAGUCAUCGAUCAGUGUGAAUGAGAUGAGAGCAUUGGACUAUUUAUUCGAGUGCUGGGAAUGGGUUUUGGCUCAUCAUCACAAGAUCACAAGGAAACCCUUCAAGACUGUGGAGAUAAAAGUAAGGAUGGAUUGUGAAGGAUGUGAGAGAAAAGUGAAGAAGAGUGUAGAAGGCAUGAAAGGAGUGACCCAAGUGGAUGUGGAUCCCAAGUUACAUAAACUUACAGUUAUGGGCUAUGUUGAUCCAAAUAAGGUCUUGAAUCGGGUCAGGCAUCGAACUGGGAAAAAGGCGGAGUUUUGGCCAUACGUACCAUAUGAUGCCAUUGAGCACUUAGUCCACCCAUAUGCACCUGGAGUUUAUGACAAAAAGGCCCCACCUGGUUAUGUGCGGAACCCUGAGCUUACGGACCCUGAAGUUGUUGUUAUGGCACUUGAGAGCCCUACCGAGGUCAAGUAUACAACUGCUUUUAGUGAUGAGAAUCCUAAUGCUUGUGCGAUUAUGUGAUUGUACGUGUAUGUAGCUCGAAAAUUAUUUUGUGGAAACAAUCAAGUUUUAUUAGUACUUGUUGAUGGAGAUUUUCUAUUUAUUUUGUGUUGACCUUUAUUGUUUUCAUUAGCAGAUCUUUGAUAUAAUGUGUAUAUAAUGUAGCGUUGUAUUUUUAUUUUUUAUAUUGGGAUACUAGAUUCACAUUGUUCAACCUAUGAGGUAUUUUACAAUGUGAAUAUUAAACUCAUAAUUACCUCAAGUUGUGAUAUGAAAAAACUCAAAAUUUCUA
Messenger RNA from Chenopodium quinoa (quinoa), 982 nucleotides. RefSeq names its product heavy metal-associated isoprenylated plant protein 27-like. The transcript is spliced from 2 exons. The record is from RefSeq and is a predicted model, not a curated record. Lineage: Eukaryota; Viridiplantae; Streptophyta; Magnoliopsida; Caryophyllales; Amaranthaceae. Gene Ontology annotation, molecular function: metal ion binding. The coding region runs from base 232 to 711 and encodes 159 amino acids.